Messenger RNA from Thlaspi arvense, 831 nucleotides. NCBI's taxonomy places the organism in Eukaryota, Viridiplantae, Streptophyta, Magnoliopsida, Brassicales, Brassicaceae. The record is from the annotation of a GenBank genome assembly.
AUGGGCCGGGGGGAAGCAGAUAACAUGUCUGCGAUUGUUUGCGGUAAGAGAUCUUUGUUCGAGGACUUGGCCGCCGCUUCUCCUCCCGUCUCCAAAAAACUCCGUUGCUUUUCUUCGUCUUCUCCGGCUCGUUUCUCUCCUCCCGUUCCUCCUACCUCUUCGCUUUUUCUCGAUCACCUCGCCGCGAUGUUUCCCGAUAUGGAUAAGCAGAUUCUUGAGCGGGCAAUCGAGGGAUGUGGAGAUGAUCUUGAUUCAGCCAUUAGAUCUUUGAAUCAGCUUCGCUUAGAAUCCGCCAUUAAGAAUUCAGACUCUGCUACAUCAAACCAAUCUCAUGUUGAACCAAAUGUUGAAACUCAGCAGCAAGGAUUAGCCAAGGAGCAGGUUUUGUCUAAUGGAGAACCAAAUGUCCUAAACUUGGAUGGCACCGAGUGGGUUGAGCUCUUUGUUAGGGAAAUGAUGAAUGCUUCUGACAUGAAGGACGCCAAAGACCGUGCCGCAAGAGCAUUAGAAGCUUUGGAGAAGUCCAUCAACGCACGUGUUGGUUCUGAAGCAAUGCAAACUCUCCAACAGGAAAACUUGAUGCUGAGGCAGCAAUUAGAAGCCAUUGUCCAGGAAAACAGUUUGCUAAAACGAGCGGUGGUGACGCAACAGAAACGGCAGAAGGAAACUGAAGAUCAAAGUCAGGAACUGCAGCAUCUGAGGCAGCUAGUUACUCAAUACCAGGAGCAAUUGAGAACACUAGAGGUGAACAACUAUGCUCUGACGCUUCAUCUGAAGCAAGCACAGCAGAAUAGUUCCAUCCCAGGGAGGUAUCAUCCAGACGUCUUCUAA